GCUCUUCUUCUCACCCAUCUCUUUUCCCCUUCACCACAACCCCCAUCGCGCAUAGUUACAGCUCUCUUCCUCUCUGCAGAAACAAGAGCUGUCUCGACGUGUUCCUUUCCCCCUUCUUUCUCGCUCUUAGACCGGACGUCCCAAAUCCUCUGAUUUUGAUCGAUUCACUCUUCUUCUCGCGCCUCUGGUGCGCUUUCGCCUUCUGCCAUGUCUGGAUAUCCUGGCGCCUCCGACGAGGGCAAUGGUUUGGAUUCAAUCUUCGCCCAGCUCCGACAGCAGCAGAACAAAUCUGUCAAGCUCGAGCCCAGUUAUGGUUACUACAAUCCUUCAAACUACUUUGGUCAACCUUCGCAGCAGCCGCAGCAAGCCCAACAAUUGCCUCCCGGCUACCAGCAACCCUCCGUCACCUCUCCUGUGCCCACGCCCCCCGCGAACAGCCAGCCGCCUCACCACCCAUCUGCCAUCAUGAGCCCGGUCGAACAGCCUCAGCAGUUCAUCCCCGCGGCCAGCGGCGGCGCCCCAAACCCCGACAGGACUUCAAGCUUGCUCAAUCUUCUCAAGUUCAGUCAACCACCCACCACUUCCACGACCUCCCCCAAGCAGCCUGCUCCAAUUGGCACCCCACUUCCUCCAUCGCGUGAGACUUCAUUGAAUUUCUCUGCUCCUGAUCUCGCGGGUCCUUCCAGCGCCCCAGGCGGCGGACGAGGCGGCCCCGAUCUGCUGGCCACUCUCAUGGGAUCUAUUCAAUCCAAGCCACCGCAGCAGACAGCUGCCCCAUUUGGAGCAGUGUCGCAGCCCACGCAGUCGGGUCUUCCUGCUGCUGCAGCGACUUCUCCUUCUGCCGAUACGCAGGCUUACCUUCUUUCGUUGUUGAAUCAACCAAAACCAUCGCAAGAUGACACUUCUCCUCCGCUUAGACCGGCGAAGGUUCUGACACCUCAGAGCAAGGCUAGCUCUCAAGAUGAGGGUGAUCUUACACAAGCUCUAGAGGACGCGGCCCUUGAUAUGAACCUGAUGGGUUCCGCAGCGACCGAGGGCGGAUUGACUCCAUUGGGAAAGGAUAACAAGGAGAAUGCACGAGAGCCAUCUCCCCCUAAGCAGGGCCUCUUCACAUAUGUCAACCCCUUUGACCAAUUGGCUGCUUCAUCCCCCCGAAACCGUACCCCGAAGCAUGCUUCUCCUGGCCCUUCAUCUGCACCUGCUGUUCAGAUCUUGAAGCGUGAGAGCUCAGAUAACAAGCGGAAGAUGGAUGAACGAAGCGCGCAGUCUAGUUCUGCUCCCUCAAAGCGAAAGACUGAACCCUCCUCUAACGCAUCCUCUUCGCCACCCACACCUCUUCCCGAUGGCCGCACCCAGCUUGAAGCCUUGAUCGGCAUCGGCGCGCCUACCCCCAAGGAAACCGUCGCCCACGCUCUCAGCGGGAUCGGUGACCAGGUAGAUAAGCAAGUCCAGGAGGCUAUCGCGAACGCCGAAAAGGCCGAGAGCCAGGCUGAGAUCCAGGAGGAUAUGAAAGCCAUGCUGGCUGCUACAACCGAGGGAGAGAUCGAGGAGACGACCAAGGCUGCUGCUCAAGCUAUCCAGAAGGAACUUGGAAAGCAGGAGAAUGAGCACGUUCUCGACAAGUUGCCUGAAGAGAUAGCUGAAGCUGUCAAGGAUGUCAUCGACGAGACAGCCCACGGCCAUAUUGCCGACAGUUGGGAGAGCGCCGAUGCCGAGGAUAGCCCUACGAAGGAAGGAGAGGAGAAUGUUGUGAAGGUCUACAACUUCCCCAUGAAGCCCUGGACUUCGAUCACUAUCAAGGAAUCCGAGGAGCCUCGCCCCGUGUUCCGCGAUGAAGCCGUUAUGGAUAUCGCUCGUCUGAAGAAGGAGUUCGACCAGAUCGACCGUACUCUCGUCACCGCGUCCAACAACUUCAUCGUUUAUGGCAUGUCCAAGAAUGGCGGGAUUCGCAUCAUUCGACAGGACGACGGUAAGGAUGCUAGACUCUUUACCGAGACGCAUGAUCGCAUCUUCAGUGUUGUAACGUCAUCCUCCUCGGCUGAUCUCAAGGAAGCGAUCAUUGGCACUGGUAUCAGUGGUACUGUUUACUGGGCUCUCAUCAAAGAUGGUGAAGGGGAUAACAUUGAGGACAGCCAUCCUGAAAUGCAUGGCUUUGCCCUGCCCCCAUUGCUAUCUCAAGAUAAUGAGUCGCCAGGAGGGGUUCUGAAGACUCGGGCUAGAAAGAGCGCAGCUCAUCCAGAUUUCUUUGCUGUUGGUCGUGGAAAGUCUAUUCACAUCAUCUGGCCGUCCGUCAUCAUGAAGUCCUAUCUGAAAAAUGGAAAGGACCGUAUUGCUGACACGGAGAAAUACCUCAAUCAACACUCACUCAAGGUCAAUACUGGCAAGGCCGGGAAGGACUUUACGUUUAGCGAGGAUGAUACUACCAUCGUCUCUCUUGACAAGGCUGGUCGUGUUAAGUUCUGGGAUAUCCGACCCCUUACGGAAACUGACAGCAGUGGAAACCCGCACCCAGCCAACACCAAGCCUAUCGAGAUCAAGGAGCCCAUCGUCACAUUCACGACCACACCCGCAACUGAGAAAUCAUGGCCCACGUCGGUCUUGUUUGUCGACAAGCUCCGGCCCUACCAGCGAGGAGGUGCUUUGCGAUACCUGAUUGUAGGAAUGAAGCAGAACCACACCUUGCAGUUGUGGGAUCUCGCCCUUGGGAAGCCCGUGCAGGAAAUCCACCUGCCCCACGGCAAGGAGUCGGACGCUGUCUGCAGUGUCCUUUACCAUGCUGCAACGGGAAUGAUUGUAGUUGGACACCCGACCCGCAAUUCUAUCUACUUCCUACACCUGUCUGCGCCAAAGUAUAACCUGUCAAAGAACAUCACCCAGGCUGAGUACAUGCGCAAGCUCGCCAGUGUCGACCCCUCAAUCCCGAAGCCCGAUUCUACAGCUGUCGUGAGUGGUAUGCGUGAAUACUCUUUUGCCAACAAGGGCUCGCUUAGAAGUCUUGAUAUCCUUGCUUCUCCAGCUUCAUCUACCGUUGGCGGGGAGGGAGCAACCUUGUUUGAGCUCUAUGCUAUGCACUCAAAGGGCGUCACCUGCCUUGGCAUCAAGCAGCGUGACCUGGGUUGGACUUCGGACAACAAGGUCAUUGAACCCGUGGUUGCUGAGAAGGCUGGUGUCAUCUCCAUUGAGAGUAUCAAGGAAGUUCCAGCUGCUCCAGCUCCAGAAGUUCCCGAAGCUGCUCCUCAGCCAUCCGCGCCCACUCGUAUCAUUUCUCGACCUGCUGGCAAGGAAGCCACCUCUAAGGAUGUAGCUAAGAAAUCAACCAACGCAGAGCCUGCUGCAAGUGCUCCUGCUGCAUCAAAACCCGAGGAAAAGAUCGAGAAGAAGGAAGGUUCGCCAAAUGGAGGACUAGCCAAUGCUAGUGCUACCGAGAAGCACGGAAAGAGCAAGAGAAGAAAGGGAGCCUCAGCUGAAGCUGCCGCUUCUGGGUCUCCUGCUGCUCCAACUGCCCCAUCGUCCAAGACUAUUGUGUUGGAUCCGUCAAGCAAUUCCAGGAAUGGAAAUGUGUCCAAGGCUGGUGCUGGCUCGGUUGCAGAAUUGGUUGAUACCUCGAGCGUUCCUCAAAGCCUUAGUGAUGCAACUCUCAAGAGCCUUCAAAGCCACAUCACCAACGAGGUCAAGAAGACCUUUUCCUCUUCUAUGGACUCUCUCUUCCAAGAGCUCAAGACUGACAGGCGUACUCAGAGUGCUGUAGCAAAGUCCGAGCAGGAGGCUGUGCUUCGUGUCGUAUCCAGCACUUUGUCUGAUAACAUCGAAGUGUCUCUCUCUCGGAUCAUCAGCAACAGCAUCCAAAAGUCUGUCAUUCCGGCUGUCACUGAGACUACUCAGAAUGUAUUGAAGGAGCAACUUAACUCCAGCUUGCACUCGCACCUUGGCAACAACCUCCCCAAAGAGCUCCAGAAGGCCCUUCCGGACGCAAUUGGGAAGGCUUUGCACCAGCCCCAGCUUCUGAAGUUGAUGUCUGAAUCUCUGGCCAAGAGUGUCGCAUUCCGUGUGGAGGAACAAUUUGCUCUGACUCUUCAGAACGUUGUCACUCCUGCAUUCAGCAAGUUAGCAGUCCAGACCACGCAGAAGGCCGCGGCCGAUAUCCAACGCCAGGUUAACGGGAAGAUCGAAGCUCUGGAACGCCAACAUCACGCCGACAACGUCAAGAUCGACCAGCUGAUGCAGCUCGUCACAGGUCUAACCGAGACGGUUUCUUCCAUGGCCUCCGCCCAGACGGAGUUCCAAGGCCAGUUCUUGAGAAUGCAACAACAAGCUAUUGCUGAGAAGCGUGAGGCCGCUCGUGAGAGUCAAAGCAGCGCAGCUCCUUCCGCUGCAGUUGCAGCUCCGGUCGAAGAGAAGACGCCACAACAGCUGCAAUACGAAGCUAUGCUGGAUAGUGUUAGCUCGGCUAUGCGCGAAGGAAACUACGAGACGGCUAUCAUUCGAUGGCUGCAAACUGGGCUUCAUCAGGAAUUCUUUGAGAACUAUUUCUCCAAGUUCAACCCUGACUUCAUUCGAGAACUGAACCCCUUGUUGCUCCUGUCGAUCGGCUCCGCUAUCAGUGCUGGUAUGGAGGACAAACUUGUAAUGCAGCGCAUCGCCUGGCUGGAAACGGUUCUAUCAGUCCUCCAGGCUCACGUUGCUGCUGCAGACUUCCAUGAAGAUAUUCGUGAACAUGUUCCCAAGAUCGUGGCGCACUAUAUCACACGCCUCGAGCAUCUCUUCAUGGUCGUCAGCAAUGUCAACGCUCAGGAUCCCAUUCUCAAGAGAAUCUCUAUGCUGGUCACUGCUUGCAACCGUAUCCUAGAUGCUACUCGCUCGCGAACUGCAUCUCCUGCGAACCUGCUUACAACGAUGAGCAACUCUGGACGUCGUCACUGAGUCCCUGUUUUUUGAUUUAGCGACAUAACUCUGAGCACCUCACGAAGCUCCGUCAGCUCCUAUGAGCACCAUUGUUCCAUUUGGAUUUGAUUUAUUCGACCUUUCGAUAAGUCAUACAUCCUGUUGGACACCCCCAUAGUUUCAGCUCUAGCUUUUGAGAUGCUGGAAUGCUCUCAAGCUUGCCGCUGAGACUCUCUGUCAUCCCUCGGGAAGGACAGAUGUGCAUCACUUUUCUUUCAAAUUUUUUCUUCUUCGGUGCCGAUAAGAGAAGAGCUGUGUACGUGUUCAUUGUUGGCUACCGAGCCUCAGAUACGAACGUCGUUACGACAGAUUUUGCUAAACAUAUCAUGCGAUAUGACAUAUCACGAGAUCAUGCUGGGAGGGUGGGAUGACU
Molecule: messenger RNA, 5314 nt
Organism: Amorphotheca resinae ATCC 22711
Lineage: Eukaryota; Fungi; Ascomycota; Leotiomycetes; Helotiales; Amorphothecaceae
Exons: 2
Coding region: 208-4920 (1570 amino acids)
Biological process (GO): deadenylation-independent decapping of nuclear-transcribed mRNA
Cellular component (GO): P-body
Molecular function (GO): protein binding
Source: RefSeq, a predicted model, not a curated record